AUGGCCUAUACAACAGCUGCCUGGUGUUUAAUUCUGCUCAGGUGUGUCCAGUUUAGCUCACACUACUACAAGAAUGCGGACGUGCUGGCUGUGGGCGUGUGUGUUGAAGUGAUUGAGAACUCUGCUAUUGAGAGCGUCCUGGACUGCCGGCGCUUCCUUCAGAAAGUGGAGCUGUUACACCCCUGCAUGGAGCAGACCUUUGGGAAGGAGUACAGAGAACUGUGUAGCACAGGCUGCCAACGCCAGCUGGACACCAGCAGGUCCUGCUGGCAAGGUGUCCUGGUAGUGUCUGCCUUCAUCGAGCAGGUGGUGUUGAGUGUGGCAGAGACAGACCCUUCCCUUGCGGAGCUGGCAGUAAAACAUUGUGCACUGCUGAACAGGUUUGUGCGCACCUCCCCAGACAUGAGAAGGAAGGAAGCUCUGAAGGGUGUGAUGAGAGUCCUCCACUCCUGCAACAAGGAAUCAAGCCACCUCUACUUCAGAUUCAGUAUUAAAAAUUGUUCGGUGUGCCUCAAUCCUCUCGGACAGCCCUCCAGCCUCCCUUGCGAGCACGUUUUCUGUCUUCCCUGCCUCAGCAGGUGGUUGUCCCAUGGCAGAGCUUACUGCCCUGAAUGCAAGACGGAUGUACCUCCUAACCACCGUCCUGUAGUCUCUCCCCAGCUGGAGGAGGGCCUGCGUCAGCACGGGGAGAUGCGACAGCGAUGCAACUCCUUCUUCCUGGAGGUGGUGUCUCGAUUCUGUCUGUCCGAGGGCGAGACCCCAGGCGAGGGGGUGGUGAAGCUUCUCUUUUCACUCCUCAUCUCUGCUCAAGGUGAUGUUUUCCAGACCCGAGAGCUCACCCCUUUCCUGGAGUGUGUGGAUCGUAACCCAGUGAUCCGCUCUGUGCUGCCAAAACUACUGCUGCAUUACAGUUUGGACCAGGUGAAGACCCACAUGCAGCGCUACCUGCAGGACCUGGAGCAGAAUGUUCUGGACCAGGAGGAUCGAACGGAGCUCUACUUGCUGUUUGUCAACUGCUUCCAGGAUGCUCUGUGCAGCCCCGGUCAGCAGGGCUCGGAGCUCGGGCAGGAUCGGCUGCAGGACGACGCUCGUUUCCUGAGCAGGGUCGCCCGCAAACAGACCCCCAAGUGCCAGGAGGAUCCUGUCGAGUUCUUGCAGAGCGUGGCGCGGCUGCGAGUCUGCCUGGGAACUGCGGCCAGCUUACUGCACCAGGCCCUCUCUGGCACAGAGUGUGCCUCCCCCAGUCGAGUGGUGAGGGAGGGGUACCUGGAGCAGGUGAAGGCAGUGUUUGAGUACUCUGGGAAUGACUGGCACCGCAUCUACCUGAUGAGGGCUCUGGCUAGGCAGUUUGGGAUGGACUGCCUCCUGGCCCUGUUGAAGAAGCAGCACUGGGCAUUCCCUCCAAAGCUCAUUCAGAUCCAGAGUAAAACCCCAACGCAGGUGGACCGCUUUCUGUGUGUUGGCUCUCGCUACAAAGACCUGCGGCACGCCGUAUUCGUGGCACUCCUUACCCGGCAGACAGAGCACAUCACGAAAGGCAUUCAGGAGGGCUCCCCCAGUACCGCUUGUGUACUCCUCAGCCUUGCCCUGUUUCGUCAGGUCACUUGCCUGUUUGCACAUCAGGAUCCCCAGCAACACCCAGGACCACAGGAGACACAGCCACUGCAGGAGUUUAUAAGAGGCAGCCCCAGAUUUUGUUCUCAGGAACAGAGAGAUUUUUGCUCCGCCCUGGUGGCCAAUCAGCUGGGAGGGGCGGGGUCGUCCUGUUGCGUGGUGCCGGAGUUGUCUGCUCAGCAGCACACCCUGCUGGAGAUUAUUGUCCAUGCAGGGGCAGUGUUUCUGUCUGGGACCGGGCUACUGUCUCCACUGCAACAAAUAGCAACUCGACCUGAGACAAUGACGAACAUGUUCCUCCCCACCAUGCCUGAAGACAAGACCAGUGAGGCGCACCUGUGGGUUAAAGAGAAGGGCGCCUGGUACUCUUGUAUCAAUGGCCAUACUUGUUUUGUUGGAGAGUGUGGAAAACCUAUGGUCAUAUCUCAUUGCCCAGACUGCAGGGAACUAAUUGGGGGCAUCCAUCACAAUGCUAUUUCUGGUUUCACUAAAGCAAGCGGCAUGCCUGUGGAUCAGACCAGGACUGGUCAUAUUUUAGGGGCAGCUCAGAGGGGUGCCAUCGUGGCUUCUGACAGGCAGAUGUCUCCAGCUGCUUUCUCCCUGCUGAGACUCUGCACCCACGUCGCCAUGCUGCUGGGAGCAUUUCGGCACAAGAGGGAGAUCUCUGCUAUGAUUUCUCCAGCCGUGGGAAACGUGGAGCAGUUCCUGUGGAGACACAUUGAAAGUGACAUGGAGGCACUUGGAAGGUCACUAGGAAGGAACAUGGACGAUACAGCCGUCUGCGUCCAUCUGGUUAUCCACGCCUUCCUGAGUAGCACCGCAGACUCACAGUGCGGGGAAGGAGCUCUGUCCUCCAAGCGUGCCCGGCAGGAUUGGGAGAAGCUGGUCUGCGAUAAAGUCAUCACUCCAGCGUUACAGGCUCUGGAGAGGAAUCUCAGGCAAGCCCAGAAGGUGAUCAGUACUGAUGACCGGCUCAGUGGGAGUCCCCUGAUGAAGGUCCUUUAUGGAGAUCCCACGUCUAUCCUGGAUCUCCCCACCCAGGAGGCCACUGACCACUCAACCUUCUGGAGCUGUCCUGAGAGAGUGACCAUCGAGCGCUUCACUCAGAUCCUGGAGCAGGACAAAGGACAGGAGGACAGCCCAGUUCUGUGGCUCUUUCUAAAGAAGGAGCGUGUUCUCCGGCUGCUGAAGCACCUCCCAGACCUGGCCGCGCUGCAGACGGACCUGCUGAGAACCUUUCCUCUCGUUACGGACGUGGGGUCACAGACCAUCGGCCAGCUCCUGCAGAAGCUGCCAGCAGGUUACCAGAAGGAGGUGCUCAGGAGGAGAGUGAAAGUCUUCAUGAAGCUCUGGAACCUGCUGAGGACUGAGCUGGCCAGCAGCCAUGGUACGGAGGACCCCCAGGGGCUGAGUGAAGCAGACCUGACUGUGGAGAGCUCGUCUGCAUUCCUGUCCCUGCAAAGGAGAGGCCCAGGCUCCUGCUUGAGCACGCUCAUCGAGUUCCUAACUGAGACCCACAACAGCCUGGUGAGAAAGGCCAACCACCAGGCCAAGGAAGAUGACAGUGUGCCCCUGGAGGGGGUGUCUGAGAGUCAGCUGACCCUGUGUGACCCGGAGCGGGAUCUCCUGCCGCUGAUCCUCUCCCACUGUCAGUACACCCUGGAGAAGGGCAAGGAGACCGUGAGCCACUACGACAUGCCAGCCAUUGAGAGGGACCUCAAGCGCCGCUACCUGCAGGGCAAGCCAGUGAUCAGCGCGGGCACGUCUAAAUACCUGUACCGACAGCAGCAGGACUUCUCACUGAUCCUAACAGAGGUCAGAUCCAAGAUUGAACAGGAAGCCCUGAAGGGCUCUGACAGCGCUGCGGUGUCGACAGUGCUCCGCUCCUACAGCGACGUGUGUGAUGCAGUGCGCAUCGUUGAGACCGGCCUGCGAUUCCUGGGCAAAACCGGCGGGGAUCCCAAGGGAGAGCUCCUAACCUACCUCAAGGACACUCUGAGGAUGGGCAAGCAGAUCUCCAGUGCUGUGGGCAAGGCUCUGAAUGAGUGCAGGCUGGAGCACAGCACAUCAGUCUGGCAGCUGCUCACCUCUUGGAAGUCAGAGCUUAUGCUGAGGAAAGGAAAGGACCCCUUUGAGAGGCUCCCUGACCUGUACAGGGAGGGUCUAUCGGAGGUUGAGAAAAAGGAGCUGCACGGGUUCCUGGCCGUCACCGAUAUCAACACCUUCUGCUGGGAGCUCCACGAGAUCCUGCUGCUGAAGACCAACAACUUCAUCUCUGAGAACAACUACCAUGCACACUGGGAUUUGAAGUCCACCCUGGAGGUUCACCUCGAAGAGAAAGGCUCCCUCACUCUCCCGAGGCUGGAGUGCCUGUCUGAUGCCAUCACCCUGAAGAAGGGGGCGGAAAGCUGGCGCCUGGCGGUGGAGUUCAGGAGGUGACUGACCCGGAGCACCGCACUGCCGUCCUGUCUGGGAAGCAGCUCAGUCUGCAACAGCAGAUAAAGCGCCCCCAUGAACUUAUUUCUACCUAAAAAAUUGUUUUUUUUUCUUGGUUUAAUUUUGUUUAGUUUAUUCACUUUGUUCUUGCAAGGCCAGCACAUGUACAUCUCAAUUGUGAAAGCACUAAUACAAAGAGAGACCUAAGUGGACCAUACUCAAUACAAUAACAGUACAACAAUAAAGUAACUCCAAACAAUUA
This is a messenger RNA of Polyodon spathula (Mississippi paddlefish), 4312 nucleotides long. Its product is annotated as E3 ubiquitin-protein ligase rnf213-beta-like. Gene Ontology annotation, cellular component: cytosol; membrane; nucleolus. The record is from RefSeq and is a predicted model, not a curated record. Gene Ontology annotation, molecular function: metal ion binding; ubiquitin-protein transferase activity; ATP hydrolysis activity. The coding region runs from base 1 to 4053 and encodes 1350 amino acids. Gene Ontology annotation, biological process: negative regulation of non-canonical Wnt signaling pathway; sprouting angiogenesis; ubiquitin-dependent protein catabolic process. The transcript is spliced from 29 exons. Lineage: Eukaryota; Metazoa; Chordata; Actinopteri; Acipenseriformes; Polyodontidae.